This is a messenger RNA of Knipowitschia caucasica, 2151 nucleotides long. Lineage: Eukaryota; Metazoa; Chordata; Actinopteri; Gobiiformes; Gobiidae. The record is from the annotation of a GenBank genome assembly.
AUGCUUCUGUGUAAACGCUCACUAAAACAUAAAAGCAACGCAGGCCUUCAAGUGCUUCCCACUCAGCAGCAGCAGGGUGGCAUGUCUGUGACUUCUCCUGUGGCCCAUCCUGCCACCGCUGUCACAGAGGAUGAAGAUGAGAGUGAAGAUGAGUCCUGUAUCCUGGAGGAGAGUCCCUGUGGUCGCUGGCAAAAACGAAAAGAGGAGGUGAAUCAGCGAAAUGUUCCAGGAAUAGAUGCCGCUUAUUUGGCCAUGGACACAGAAGAGGGGGUGGAAGUGGUCUGGAAUGAAGUCAUGUUUUCGGAAAGGAAAAACUUCAAAAUUCUAGAGGAGAAGGUGAAAUCCGUGUUUGAUAACCUGAUCCUUUUGGAACAUGCAAACAUUGUCAAAUUUCACAAGUACUGGGCUGACACUAAAGAGAACAGGGCUAGGGUUAUUUUCAUAACCGAAUAUAUGUCAUCUGGAAGUUUGAAACAGUUUUUGAAGAAGACAAAAAAGAAUCACAAGACCAUGAAUGAAAAGGCUUGGAAGCGAUGGUGCACACAGAUUCUGUCAGCGCUGUGUUACCUCCACCACUGUGACCCUCCCAUCAUCCAUGGCAACCUCACAUGUGAUACCAUCUUUAUUCAGCACAACGGGCUCAUUAAGAUUGGAUCAGUUGCCCCAGAUACCAUUAACAACAACGUGAAAACCUGUUAUGAGGAAAAGAAAAAUCUGCACUUCUUUGCACCCGAAUAUGGAGAUGUAGAGGACGUCUCAACUGCGGUGGACAUUUAUUCUUUUGGCAUGUGUGCCUUGGAGAUGGCCCUGUUAGAGAUUAGUGGAAAUGGAGAGUCGUCGAUUAUUUCUCAGGAGGCUGUCAAUAAUGCUAUACAGUUACUGGAGGACCCGUUACAGAGGGAGUUGAUUCAAAAGUGCCUUGAGUGUGACCCCACCACACGACCUACAGCCAAAGAACUACUUUUUAACCAAGCUCUGUUUGAAGUGCCUCUGCUGAAAUUGCUGGCCGCACAUUGCAUUGUUAGUCAUCAACAUGUGAUCCCAGAAAAUGCUCUGCAGGAGAUUACGAAAAACCUUGAUCCAAACCUUGUGAUCGCAGAGACAAAGGAGGAUGUACAGCUUAAGUUUUCACAAUUUCCGGCUCUGGAGCUUGACAAGUUUCUUGAAGAUGUCAGAAAUGGAAUCUAUCCAAUGAUAGCAUUUGGGCUGUCAUGUCCUCAGCAGCCUCAGAAAGAGACGGUCAAGUCCCCUGUCAUCAUUCCUUUGGUCAAAUCACCAACUCCUGAACCUACAGAGCUGGAGACGAGACGGGUUAUUCAAAUGCAGUGUAAUAUUGAACCAGACGAAGAUGGAGCAAAGUAUCAUUUAACAUUGCUGCUGAAAUUAGAAGACAAACUUAAUAGACAUCUAAGCUGUGACAUGUUACCUCAUGAGAGCGUUGGAGAGUUGGCUCUGGAGCUCGUGCAGCUGGGCUUCAUCAGUGAGAUGGACCAAAAUAAAGAGACGGGACCAGGGAGGCUCAUGAAGAAGGGUCUGACUCUCAUUCUGGUUGGCCACAUUAACUUCAUCCUUGGGGCCAUUGUCCACGGAAAUGUCCUGAGGCACAUCUCCAAACCCAAUCAACAUGUCACCACCGAGUAUACAGUGGCCAAUAUUAUAUCUGUCACUUCUGGACUACUGAGCAUAGCCUCAGGGAUAAUGGCUAUUGUGGUAUCCAGGAACCUUCACCUGAUCAGACUGCAAAUUGGUCUUUUAGUCACGUCUUUCCUGAAUGCCCUGCUGUCCGCUGCCUGCUGCGUUGGGCUGCUCUUGGCCAUUGGGGUCACUGUUGCGCACAAUGGACAGGGCCUGAUGCAGGGCUGCAACAGUACAGCUGCAGGAGUGCCCAUCAGUGCAAGGUCACCUGUCAGUGCCCGCUGUCCCUUUGAUACCACAAGAAUCUAUGACACCACCUUGGCUCUGUGGAUCCCCUGUGCUGUGCUUUCGGCCGCUGAAGUUGGUCUUUCGAUCUGGUGUUUUGUUGUUGGACUGGCUUUGAGAGGCCUAGCUCCAUGUGGACACAGCUACAUCAAAGAACAGCUGGAAGAUGAGGUCGCAGCCACGGGUCAUAGCCAACAUCUGAUUGGACAGUCAUCCAUUCCUGAUGCGUAA